Botrytis deweyae is the source of this 747-nucleotide messenger RNA. RefSeq lists its product as uncharacterized. The record is from RefSeq and is a predicted model, not a curated record. The transcript has a single exon. The coding region runs from base 1 to 747 and encodes 248 amino acids. Lineage: Eukaryota; Fungi; Ascomycota; Leotiomycetes; Helotiales; Sclerotiniaceae.
AUGUGCUAUACCUGGCACACCAUCAAAUUCCUAUGUGAUUUCGAAGAUCGCGCUCGUCCCGGCAAAACGCAUGUCUAUUCCAAGACACAUCAUCUCGCCCAGCAAUGGAUAGGAUGUGACAAAAACAAAAAUCGAAAUCUCCACCACAUAAGCUUCUUUGAGACCGAGACACGAAGGCCUUGUGAGAAAAGUGUAAGGGUUUUGGCUUCCAAAAUUUGUCCUGACUGCAGUGCCAAAUACGGGAAAUCCAUCACCGAACGAAUAACCUCCCACACGAGAACCAUAAUCUACCUCUUGGAAAAAGCUGGCGGUAUCGAUACCGAAAUUACUGGCCCGGAGCUAAUGAAAGGGGAUGUGUUUCACGCCGUCGUCAAAUACCACAGUUACCUGAGCGAUGUCGCCCACACCCACACAUACGAUCGGAGACAUCCAGACCAUCCACCAGAUCCGGAGAAUGAUAACGAGAGCGAGCGAAAAUAUUUGCAUGCGCUCAUAGAUUUGGAGAACCAAAUACUCAAUGAACGUUAUAUUCAGGAGAGGAAGCCCGAUGGCGGCGAUAGAGGAAUCAUAAGAGAACUUUUUUAUCAGCAGGUCAGGGCAAGGAUUGAGCGACAUAGAAUCUCCGUACCAUGGUCAAUAAAAACCCAGGACAAAGCUAAAAGUUGGCCCCCGCAAUCUGAAAGUUGGCCCCCGCAAUCUGAAGGUUGGCCCCCGCAAUCUAACCGUCGGCCCCCGCAAUCUAAGUGA